UCCAGCUGAUCGAGUUACAGUCAUUCUGCUGCUGCUGCUGCUGCUACUGCUGACAGUGCCACAAAAUUUUCGAUAGUACAUAUAAAUUUUGCAGACAUUUGCGCGGGCAAAGAUCACGGUAAAGUUGGCACACCCUCACGUGCGAAUCCUUACAUAACACAGAAACCGCAAACGUCUCCCGUUCCUGUUUAAUUUUUUAAAAAUGGCUGGCAUCGCACCGCAGGCUUGCAGAAAUGCCUUUCGGCAAGUUAGAGGAUUUCACGUUUCUGCGAGUCAGAAUGCUGAGGCCCGAUUAAAAACCUUCUCCAUAUAUCGAUGGAACCCGGACAAACCCGAUGAAAAACCAUAUACGCAAGAUUACAAAGUAGACUUGAACACCUGCGGUCCCAUGGUUCUGGACGCAUUGAUUAAAAUAAAAAAUGAGAUGGAUCCAACGUUAACUUUCCGUCGUUCCUGCCGCGAAGGCAUCUGCGGUUCUUGUGCUAUGAACAUCGGUGGCGGCAACACGUUAGCGUGUAUAAGCAAAAUUGAUACUAAUUUAGGUCAGACGUGCAAGGUCUAUCCGUUACCCCACAUGUACAUAGUGAAAGACUUGGUACCGGAUCUGACUAACUUCUAUAAUCAGUAUAAAAGUAUACAGCCGUGGCUGCAACGUGGUGAUGGUAAAGACGCUGGGUCCAAACAGUAUUUGCAAAGCGUUGAAGACCGUAAAAAAUUGGAUGGUCUCUACGAGUGUAUCUUGUGUGCUUGCUGCAGCACCUCUUGUCCGUCGUAUUGGUGGAACGGCGACAAGUAUUUAGGACCCGCUGUGCUCAUGCAGGCUUAUAGAUGGAUCAUUGAUUCCCGCGAUACCCAAGCUAAGGAACGUCUCGAGAAAUUGAGGGAUCCGUUUUCAGUAUACCGAUGCCACACUAUCAUGAACUGUACUCGAACUUGUCCCAAGGGCUUAAAUCCUGGGAAAGCGAUUGCGGAAAUAAAGAAAUUGCUAGCCAAUAUUAGCGAGAAACAAAAACCUGGCCUCGAUGCUGCUGUGUAGGUGAAAAAGGAAGGGAAAAGAAUUAGUCGGUCACGUGUAUUCUUCAGGUAUUACCAAUAGAUACAAGCUCACGUUUAAUUGAACGAAACAAUGAUAUAUUUAAAAUGUUCGGUAAAACAGCGUCAAGCUGGUACCGAAUUUUUUGUAAUGAACUAAAUAUAUUUUAAUUAUUUCGAAAA
Messenger RNA from Ceratina calcarata, 1215 nucleotides. RefSeq names its product Succinate dehydrogenase, subunit B (iron-sulfur) (gene SdhB). Gene Ontology annotation, biological process: respiratory electron transport chain; aerobic respiration; tricarboxylic acid cycle. The record is from RefSeq and is a predicted model, not a curated record. NCBI's taxonomy places the organism in Eukaryota, Metazoa, Arthropoda, Insecta, Hymenoptera, Apidae. Gene Ontology annotation, cellular component: mitochondrial membrane. Gene Ontology annotation, molecular function: oxidoreductase activity; 2 iron, 2 sulfur cluster binding; electron transfer activity. The coding region runs from base 203 to 1036 and encodes 277 amino acids. The transcript is spliced from 6 exons.